AACAACAUGGUGGUUCAGUCCAUUUUCUUUGCAAGAAAAAGCCUUCCUUUCCGUGCUACCGUUGCUGUUUGCCCUCCUCCUCCGGCUGUCUGCGAGGGCAAGCCAUAAACAUUCCCUGGGCUUUGCUCUCUCCUUCAGCAAGAUGCUCGGUCGGAAAUAUCCGCUCCUUCCCCCCACCUGCUCGGUCUGGAUGGUACAGUCUGCAGAGGGACUCCUGUAAUGUAGCUCAGUUUGUCAAUCCCUUACAGAUGCCGAACAGUGAUUACUCCGCUGUAUAAUUGAAAUAAUUUUGGAUUUGUGAUGAUAGCUUAACCAAGUCUGAAGGAAGAGAUGAUCAUGUAGAUGCCAACAGCCUGGGUGCAUCAUAAUGGGAAACAGUGAAUGGGGUGGAACUGGUCUGCAACCUUGAAAGCAGCCAUUCUCUGGACAGAGGCACAUCAGUCAUUCCUCGCUUUCUCAACUGUUACUACUGGCGGCAUAAAGUGGAUUCGUUCUACUCUUUAGGCCGGAACUUGAGUUUCCACCCUUGCAAAUUCUCGAGCUGCAUACAACGCAGUGUGGAGCAAUACCAUCAGCAACAAUGGGUGACAUGACAAAUAGCGAUUUUUAUUCAAAGAACCAAAGAAAUGAGGCCAAUCAUGCAGGAGAAUUUGGGUGCACGCUUCUGGAUCUGCGCUCCCUCAUGGAACUUCGAGGAACAGAAGCAGUAGUAAAAAUUAAAGAGACAUAUGGGGACACUGAGGGCCUCUGCAGACACUUGAAUACAUCGCCAAUAGAAGGAUUGCCUGGCACUGCUGCUGACUUAGAUAAAAGAAAGCUAAUUUUUGGGAAAAACUUUAUACCUCCAAAGAAGCCAAAAACUUUCUUACAGUUAGUCUGGGAAGCGUUACAGGAUGUGACUCUUAUCAUUUUGGAAAUAGCAGCCAUCAUAUCUCUUGGGCUCUCAUUUUACCAUCCACCUGGAGAGGAAAAUGAAGCCUGUGCUACUGCAUCAGGAGGAGCUGAAGAUGAAGGAGAGGCAGAAGCUGGUUGGAUCGAAGGUGCUGCCAUUCUGCUGUCUGUUGUUUGUGUGGUACUUGUCACUGCCUUUAAUGACUGGAGCAAAGAGAAGCAAUUCCGUGGGCUUCAAAGUCGUAUUGAGCAAGAACAGAAGUUUACUGUGGUCCGGGGUGGACAAGUUAUUCAAAUUCCAGUAGCAGAGAUAGUAGUUGGCGACGUUGCACAGAUAAAAUAUGGUGACCUUCUACCUGCUGAUGGGGUGUAUAUUCAAGGAAAUGACCUUAAGAUUGAUGAAAGCUCUUUAACUGGAGAAUCAGAUCAAGUCCGCAAAUCUGUUGACAAAGAUCCAAUGCUGCUUUCAGGUACACAUGUCAUGGAAGGUUCUGGAAGAAUGGUUGUUACUGCUGUAGGAGUUAAUUCUCAAACAGGGAUCAUCUUUACUCUGCUAGGCGCUGGUGAAGAUGAGGAGAAGAAAGAUAAGAAAGUAGAUUCUUCCCAUACCUCCUUCCAUCCUCCUUCAACUACAGAUGGGGCAGCAGGUGCAAAUGCCACUGAUAAUGCAAAUGCCAGCUUAGUCAAUGGCAAAAUGCAGGAUGGGAAUAUGGAGAACAACCAGAAUAAAGCCAAACAGCAGGAUGGUGCUGCUGCAAUGGAGAUGCAGCCACUGAAGAGUGCUGAAGGCGGAGAUGGAGAUGAUAAAGACAAGAGGAAAGCUAACAUGCACAAGAAAGAGAAAUCUGUCCUCCAAGGGAAGCUGACUAAAUUGGCUGUCCAGAUAGGGAAAGCAGGUUUGGUGAUGUCUGCCAUCACUGUCAUCAUCUUAGUAUUAUACUUCACUAUUGAAAACUUCGUAGUCACCAAGAAGCCAUGGCUGCCUGAAUGCACACCUAUCUAUGUUCAGUAUUUUGUUAAGUUCUUCAUAAUUGGUGUUACUGUGCUUGUGGUUGCUGUUCCGGAAGGACUUCCCCUUGCUGUUACUAUUUCCCUCGCUUACUCUGUGAAGAAAAUGAUGAAAGAUAACAAUCUGGUCCGUCAUUUGGAUGCGUGUGAGACGAUGGGUAAUGCUACAGCCAUCUGCUCUGAUAAAACAGGGACGUUAACCACCAACCGGAUGACAGUAGUACAAGCGUAUGUUGGAGAUGCCCAUUACAAAGAGAUCCCUGACCCAGAUUCCCUUCCAGCCAAAAUUCUGGAUUUGCUGGUUAAUGCAAUUGCCAUCAACAGCGCUUACACUUCAAAAGUUCUGCCACCAGACAAGGAUGGUGGUCUACCUCGUCAGGUUGGCAACAAGACAGAGUGUGGAUUGCUGGGGUUUGUCUUGGACCUAAAGCAGGAUUACCAGCCUGCCCGGAUUCAAAUGCCUGAAGAGAAGCUCUACAAAGUGUACACAUUUAACUCUGUGAGAAAAUCAAUGAGUACUGUCAUCAAAAUGCCAGAUGAAAGUUUCCGAAUGUACAGCAAAGGAGCUUCUGAAAUUGUCCUAAAGAAGUGUUCUAAGAUUCUUAAUGCAGCUGGUGAGCCUCGCAUCUUCAGACCUCGUGAUCGGGAUGAGAUGGUAAAGAAAGUGAUUGAACCUAUGGCCUGUGAUGGAUUGAGAACUAUCUGUGUUGCUUAUCGAGACUUCCCCAGCAGCCCUGAACCAGACUGGGAGGAUGAAAAUGACAUUCUGUCUGACCUGACUUGCAUUUGUGUGGUUGGCAUAGAAGACCCUGUAAGACCAGAGGUCCCAGAAGCCAUAAGAAAGUGUCAGCGAGCAGGAAUUACAGUCCGUAUGGUCACAGGGGACAACAUCAAUACAGCUCGUGCUAUUGCAAUAAAGUGUGGGAUAAUUCACCCUGGAGAAGAUUUCCUCUGCAUUGAGGGGAAAGAGUUUAACCGAAGGAUCCGAAAUGAGAAAGGAGAUAUUGAACAGGAACGCAUUGACAAGAUCUGGCCAAAACUUCGUGUCCUUGCUCGUUCGUCUCCCACUGAUAAGCACACUUUAGUCAAAGGUAUUAUUGACAGCACUCAAGUGGAGCAGAGGCAGGUUGUAGCAGUGACUGGUGAUGGAACUAAUGAUGGACCGGCGCUUAAGAAAGCUGAUGUUGGCUUUGCAAUGGGUAUUGCAGGAACUGAUGUCGCAAAGGAAGCCUCAGAUAUUAUCCUGACCGACGAUAACUUUAGUAGCAUUGUGAAAGCUGUAAUGUGGGGUCGUAAUGUCUAUGACAGUAUUUCCAAGUUCCUGCAAUUCCAACUCACAGUAAAUGUGGUGGCCGUGAUCGUUGCUUUCACUGGAGCUUGCAUUACCCAGGACUCUCCUUUAAAAGCUGUACAGAUGCUAUGGGUCAACCUGAUUAUGGACACAUUUGCCUCUCUUGCUCUGGCUACGGAACCUCCUACAGAGUCGUUGCUGCUAAGAAAACCAUAUGGCCGAAACAAGCCUCUUAUCUCCCGUACUAUGAUGAAGAACAUUUUGGGCCAUGCUGUGUACCAGCUCACUCUCAUUUUUACUCUCCUUUUUGUUGGUGAAAAAAUGUUCAAGAUUGACAGUGGCAGGAAUGCACCACUUCAUUCUCCGCCUUCUGAGCACUACACAAUCAUCUUCAAUACCUUUGUUAUGAUGCAGCUGUUCAAUGAAAUCAACGCACGCAAAAUCCACGGUGAAAGGAAUGUUUUUGAUGGCAUCUUUAGAAACCCUAUAUUUUGCACUAUUGUACUGGGCACAUUUGUUGUGCAGAUAGUAAUUGUACAGUUUGGUGGUAAACCUUUUAGCUGUUCCCCUUUGGAGCUUGACCAGUGGAUGUGGUGUGUGUUUAUUGGAUUAGGUGAACUUGUAUGGGGUCAGGUCAUUGCAACUAUCCCAACAAGUAGACUAAAAUUUUUAAAGGAGGCAGGAGGUCUUACAUUAAAAGAAGAGGCGCCCGAAGAGGAGAUGAAUGAAGAUGUAGAAGAAAUUGACCACGCAGAAAGAGAACUUCGGCGUGGGCAAAUCCUCUGGUUCCGGGGGCUCAAUAGAAUCCAGACCCAGAUCGAAGUAGUCAAUACUUUCAAGAGUGGCACUUCCUUUCAGGGGGCUCUCAGGAGACAAUCCUCCGUCACAAGCCAGAACCAGGAUAUCCGCGUCGUGAAGGCAUUCCGUAGCUCUCUCUAUGAAGGGUUAGAAAAACCAGAAUCUAGAACCUCCAUUCACAACUUUAUGACUCAUCCUGAAUUUAGGAUAGAAGAUUCCCAGCCCCAUAUCCCUCUCAUUGACGACACAGAACUAGAAGAAGACCCUGCGCUCAAGCAAAACCCAAGUCCACCGUCUUCAUUGAACAAGAACAAUAGUGCUAUCGACAGUGGAAUAAACCUUACAACUGAUACAAGUAAAUCAGCUACCUCUUCUAGUCCAGGAAGCCCGAUCCAUAGCCUGGAGACAUCACUUUAGCUGAAAAUGUCACUGCAAAAAUAUAAAUAUAAAUAUAUACAGAGAGAUAUGUAUAAACAAUGCUGGCUGAGAAGCUGUUUGAACUCCUGUUCACUUUGAGGGGGGGGGGGGACAGAACGAACCACUGAUCAUGAUGGUUCUGGGGGAUUUACAUAUUGCUGAUUUACAUAUUCCCCUCUUGCUCCCCCCCCUGCAGAAACAAACAAAAACAAUACAAAUGCCCUCCUGCAUGAAUGUACUACCCACUUCCAACCUUCCCUUCUUUUUAUUCCUUAAGCAGGAAAUGCAGAGGACUAUUGAGGCUAUUUAUCCAAUUCACUGGUCUGUGAGUUGUUGUUUUUUUUUUAAUGCUUGUGUGGCAUGGACUCAGUUGUAUAGAUUAAUUUAAAUAUUUUUUUGAAGUUGCAAAGCUUAACUUGCACAGUAGAUUUGCACCAGUUGGACAGAGGAACCUAAAAUAAGCAUUUAUGAGACUAUAUAUAGAAAUAUAUAAAUAUAUACAUAAUAUAAUUAUAUAUGUGUAUAUAUCGAUAUAUAUAUUUAUAUCUAUAUACAGAUAUAGAUAUAGAUAUAUAUAAAGUUUAUUUGUUGGCAUGUUGCCUUUUUCUGCUCAAAUUGCUAUAUUUUAACUUAUUUAUGUCCUAAAAAUAAAGAAUGUAAUUUGUUUACAGAACUGUAGAUAAUAUCCUUAACUACCGGUAUUUGUAGGAUUAAGACAGCACUUCCUGCCGAGAUAAUAUUCAAAUCGCUCAAUUCAAUGAAAAUUUCUGUAAUAUGGCACCCUGGAUGUUUUAUUACAACUGUGAUCAGAUUUUUGCCUGAUAGGUUUUUCUUUUUUGUUAAAUAAUGUAGAUAUUGCUAGCAAAUAACAAAAGAAGCCAAAAUAUAAUAUAUUGGAUGUAGCAUUGUGAUCCUAUAUAGAGGGUGAUGAAACAGAAAGGCUUCCUUUGUUUUAAAUACACAUUUAAAUGAUCAGGUUUUUUGCUCUCUCUUUUUUAAUGAAUUAUUUGACCUUAUUUUGAUGCAAUACUUAAUGAUGAGGCCAUUUCAUUAUUUAAGUGUAUUGCAAUGGCUUCUUAAACAUAUUUUUUUAAAAGAUUAUAAUAAACCUCAGUGGAGUUUCUGAAUAUCAGUUCAAAAAUAAGUUAUAUUUGGCUUUGUAUGAGGAUCAAACUAAUGUUGAAAUAUUGUGUGCUGGAUUCUAUUCCAUUAGAAAUUUAGUCAUUUAUUUCUUGAAAAAUAUGGGCUGUUGGCAUUUUGGAUGAGAACCACUAUGGUUUGUUGCUUUGACAUUUAAAAAGAAAAAUAAUAUCAUUUUAUGCACUAUGUAGACCUGAAUGAAACUUUAUGAAGUGUAUACUGAAAUGUGCUUUGUGUGAUUAUUUUUAAACCAAGCUUGUCUUCCUGUAGUCACAAAAGUAUAUUAUAGCAAAUCCACUAAUGUUGUUUUUCCCUUGUAUUGUGCUUUCUACACUGAAAGCCAUUGUAAACAACUGCAAUAUUCUGGGUGAGAUUUCUUUUUUCUUCAAGAUGGUAACAGCCCUGGUAAUUUAAAAGCUUAUAUAAUUGCUAUGUCAACCACUUGAAUGCAAAGCACUUUGUGGGUCACAGAUUUUUCAUAAAUGACUUUUGUAUUUAAUACAAGGUUUGCUUCAA
Lacerta agilis (Sand lizard) is the source of this 6061-nucleotide messenger RNA. RefSeq names its product ATPase plasma membrane Ca2+ transporting 2 (gene ATP2B2). Bases 581 to 4405 code for a protein of 1274 amino acids. Gene Ontology annotation, cellular component: intracellular membrane-bounded organelle; postsynaptic density membrane. The transcript is spliced from 23 exons. Gene Ontology annotation, biological process: calcium ion transmembrane transport; regulation of cytosolic calcium ion concentration. The record is from RefSeq and is a predicted model, not a curated record. Gene Ontology annotation, molecular function: PDZ domain binding; P-type calcium transporter activity; ATP hydrolysis activity. NCBI's taxonomy places the organism in Eukaryota, Metazoa, Chordata, Lepidosauria, Squamata, Lacertidae.